Molecule: messenger RNA, 942 nt
Organism: Morchella importuna
Lineage: Eukaryota; Fungi; Ascomycota; Pezizomycetes; Pezizales; Morchellaceae
Exons: 3
Coding region: 1-942 (313 amino acids)
Source: RefSeq, a predicted model, not a curated record
AUGGAUAAAACAGCGUUGGAAAUUCAAAGGGCUAGAUGGGGUAUCUCGUCUUCAAUGGUGUUCUCGUCAUCGGAGAGUAACUCUGAUGACGAUAGUAAUUCACUGCGUUUGAAACCCAGAACUUCUAAAAAAGUUACAUGGGACGAUGAACCAUCUCAACCAACCAAUUCCAGUCGAACUGGUAAGAAAGGAUCGAUGGAAAGGAAGCUAGUUGCUCAACUUGGGAACCUAUGUCAUGCUCCGAGGGGGUUAGAGACCGGACAGGACAACCUCACAUCAUCAAAGCCUCUUCAUCCCGAAACUUUCCAUCACAGUUAUCAUCAUCCAUCAUCUUCAGCACAGUUUUUCGGAGCAGGCGCAGCCAAUAUUCCUCCAAGGUCACCAAUGAGCAUUAAUAACAUUGCGGAGAAAGGAUUUACAGCCACAGAACCGGCGAAUAUCGAUAAUAUCAAUCAGGAUCUAAAUAUUGACUUAUCAUUUCGUAAACGUCGUAUGGAUGCGUUUAGAAGGAACACGAAGUCGGAUAUCCCUAAACUAGGAGUUAUCGAAGCAAAGCAGCCAGGGUCAGUGCUUCAAAAAACGCAUUUGAGCUCGGAUCAAUCCGUUGGUGAUAGAUUCAAAGAAUACCAGGAACGGGCUUUAGGAAAUCACCGUGCCCCCCCGAUCCAUCAUUCAUUCCCUCCCUUAAGUGCACCAGCAGACACCGCACAGAUCGAUGAACAACGCCCAAAAAGUCUCGAUAGAGACAUUUGCACAUGUGGGAAACGUCAUACUAAAAGCUCCGAGAAUGCAGCUCCCCAGAAGCUUGAUAGUGACACUUCUGGUAUGGCGCCAGAGGAUCCUGAUAUCACACGCGAUGUUCCAUGCACACAAUUGGCAGACCGGGUCACUAGCGGAAGACCUAUUAGUAUCAAUACUGAGCAUUUGUACCUCUGCAUCUAG